Molecule: messenger RNA, 6222 nt
Organism: Galleria mellonella (greater wax moth)
Lineage: Eukaryota; Metazoa; Arthropoda; Insecta; Lepidoptera; Pyralidae
Gene: ace2
Product: acetylcholinesterase
Exons: 7
Coding region: 338-2254 (638 amino acids)
Biological process (GO): choline metabolic process; acetylcholine catabolic process in synaptic cleft
Cellular component (GO): plasma membrane
Molecular function (GO): acetylcholinesterase activity
Source: RefSeq, a predicted model, not a curated record
AUUCCUGCUCAGUCUACUCUGGGGGCUUGACGGAGUAGGAUUGUUUCGUCGUAUCCUCACUUUCAAUUAAUAUAAUGCCCACUGUAUAAUACGCGAGUGAGUGUGUGUGAACCAUACCAACUUAAGUGUCGGUUACACCCCUCCCCGCGAACUGUAUAGUCCAGUCAAGGUCACCAUUCGUCUAUUUGACACCUGUUGUGUUUGUACACUGUACAUAAGACAAUAGACUGCGAGUUAAUGUAGAAAUGUGUUUCAACAAAAAGUUAAUCAAAUUGGCGGAUUAUUUCCGGUUGCUCUUCGACGUAUCUCGUUAGUGAAGGACAAUAAAACAUUCAAAAUGAUUUGCUGUAGAAAAAUAGUGUUCACCAAACUCUUGUUAUGUAUGUUUGUGUCCUGUGCAUGGAGCCGAUCAUGGGCAAACCAUCAUGAUACUACAACUUCAACAACACAAACCACACCAACGACUAGUUCAGUACCAAAAAAUUUUCACAAUGAUCCACUCAUUGUUGAGACUAAGAGUGGUCUCGUCAAAGGCUACGCCAAAACGGUAAUGGGACGUGAGGUGCAUAUCUUUACUGGAAUUCCAUUUGCCAAACCCCCUUUAGGACCUUUAAGAUUCCGUAAACCUGUACCAAUCGAACCCUGGCAUGGCGUUCUCGAAGCGACGGCCAUGCCUAACAGUUGUUAUCAAGAAAGAUAUGAAUAUUUUCCUGGUUUCGAGGGAGAAGAAAUGUGGAAUCCUAACACGAAUAUAUCAGAAGACUGUUUAUAUUUAAAUAUUUGGGUGCCACAGCAUUUACGAGUUCGUCAUCACCAAGAGAAGCCUCUAACAGAAAGGCCAAAAGUACCCAUUCUAAUAUGGAUAUACGGCGGAGGUUACAUGAGCGGAACAGCUACACUUGACCUGUAUAAGGCAGACAUAAUGGCUUCUUCUAGUGACGUUAUAGUGGCUUCCAUGCAAUAUAGAGUUGGUGCAUUUGGAUUUUUAUAUUUAAACAAAUAUUUUUCACCUGGAAGCGAAGAAGCACCGGGAAACAUGGGUUUAUGGGAUCAACAGUUAGCAAUACGAUGGAUCAAAGAUAAUGCUCGUGCAUUUGGUGGUGAUCCCGAUCUAAUUACUCUGUUCGGUGAAUCAGCAGGUGGUGGAAGUAUCAGUUUGCAUAUGCUUUCACCAGAAAUGAAAGGCUUGUUUAAAAGAGGCAUAUUACAAUCAGGGACUUUAAAUGUUCCGUGGAGUUGGAUGACAGGAGAGAGAGCACAAGACAUAGGAAAAGUUUUAGUCGAUGAUUGUAAUUGUAAUAGUAGUCUAUUGUCUUCUGAUCCAAGUUUAGUCAUGGACUGUAUGCGUGGUGUCGAUGCUAAAACGAUUUCUGUUCAACAGUGGAAUUCAUAUACUGGUAUAUUAGGGUUUCCGUCCGCUCCCACAAUUGAUGGAGUAUUUUUGCCGAAAGAUCCCGAUACAUUAAUGAAAGAGGGUAAUUUCCAUAACACAGAAGUGCUACUCGGAAGCAAUCAGGAUGAAGGGACUUAUUUCUUGCUGUAUGAUUUUCUCGACUAUUUUGAAAAGGAUGGCCCGAGUUUCUUACAACGAGAAAAGUUUUUAGAAAUCAUCGAUACAAUUUUUAAGGAUUUCUCUAAAAUUAAGAGAGAGGCAAUUGUAUUUCAAUAUACUGACUGGGAGGAGAUCACUGAUGGUUAUUUGAAUCAGAAGAUGAUCGCUGAUGUGGUCAGCGAUUACUUUUUUGUGUGUCCUGCCAACUAUUUUGCCGAAGUACUUGCUGACUCAGGAGUUGACGUUUAUUACUAUUAUUUCACUCAUCGCACGAGCACCAGUCUUUGGGGUGAAUGGAUGGGUGUCAUGCAUGGAGAUGAAAUGGAAUAUGUCUUUGGACAUCCACUGAAUAUGUCCUUGCAGUACCACACGAGAGAACGAGAUUUGGCUGCCCAUAUCAUGCAGUCAUUUACCAGAUUUGCUCUUACUGGGAAACCACACAAACCUGACGAAAAGUGGCCUCUGUACUCGAGAUCAUCGCCUCAUUACUACACGUACACCGCUGACGGUCCUAGCGGCCCUGCCGGCCCUCGUGGACCUAGAGCUUCGGCCUGCGCCUUCUGGAAUGAUUUCCUGAACAAGCUUAAUGAACUGGAGCACGUCCCAUGUGAUGGCGCAGUCACGGGCCCUUAUAGCAGUGUAGCUGGAACUACGUUGCCCAUAGCGCUGCUUACGACUCUAGCUACGACUGUCACAUUGUAAUUUAUAUUCUAGCUCAAACGUUAUUAAGUAUAUUUUCAAAGACAGUGAAAUAAAAUGUGCUUAGUACAAUGUAGUUAUAUGGAGUUUUAGGCGAUUUAUUUUAUAGUAAAAAUUAUUUACAGUUAUAGAAAGUGUUUCGUGGAAAUAGAAUUUAUUAGAGUUACAAAGAGGACAAGAAACCAUGUUCCGAUAUUGAACUUUGAUAUGAACAAUUGAAUUAUUGAUUGUCAACUGGUUGUAAUACCAUAAUUGGUGAGAAAUGUGAACUCGUGGUAUUCGUAUACAAAGAUUUGUAAUGUAUGGUAAUAAUAAUGUGAAUGUAUCCAAUAUUACGGUAUUGUUUGGAAGAAGGUAAUGGAUAAUUAACUAUUAUAUACAUACAAUACUUUGUAUUAUUUCUUAAAUAUUAUAAAAGUUCAUUUGAAAUUGUAUAUAAUAUAUUUGUAGUGUAGAAAAAUAUUACUUGUGUUAUCGGAAAUUGUUUAUUUUAGGACGUUCCUGUAGUAGUUUAUUUGAUUGUUUGACGUAUUAAAAUAAUUAUAUGUUUCAUGUUAUAAUAUUCGAGAAAUUGACAGGUAAAAUCCUUAGUAUGUGUGUGUAAUCUAUUAACUUUAGAGAAUUAUAUGUCAGCUUUGAUUGUUGAAGCCAUGCUUUCACACACUACAUGGGAUAUCACUUUACAUAUCAACAUGUGCCUCUGCUUAAAUAGCAAAUUACAUAUCUUUAUUGUAGCAAAAUUUUAGAAUUUUAUAUUGAUAAAGCAAAUAUAAAAGUCGAGCGUAUACUGUGAGACGAAUUUUUAUCAAUAUAUUUAUGUAUAUUUACUACUAUUUAGGAAGCUAUAAAUUUGUACCACUUGAAGAUCUUAUGAACUCCAAAUUCUUAUGACUUCGAACAGAUAAUAUUAUAUUUUGUAAAUAAAUCCCUUCUUAUGAAUAGUCACAAUAUACUAAACACUAUAUAGACUUAUUUGUGUACGUAUCUAUUAUACCUAAUAUUUAUGUAUAACAAAGAAACAAGUAUAGAGCACAAUGUUCAAUAAAUAGAUUGUUUCUUAGAGCUAUUUGUCACGAUUUAAAUGCAGAAAAACAUACACUGCCGAAUGAUAUCUAUUGUAUUGUCACUAUCUACCAGAGAGAGUGACAAUCGGCAAGAGUUUGAAAUAGUCUAAACAGUAAAAUGUACGUAUGUGUAUUUAUGUAAUGUAACUAUACUACUAGAAAAUAAAAUAAGCCUGCUGCCCGCAUUAAUAAUAAUGAAAAGCCUUGUUAUUUUUCAUGCGCGUCGCAGAGUUAUUUUGUUUACUAGCUAUAAAUAAAUAAAGAUCAGUUUACUUCGCAAGGGCUGAAGAGUACUAUAGAAAUGGAGAUGUUUGAUACUUAUCUAUGACCUCAAUACUUUUACAAGCAUUUCUAUUUACAAGAGGUAUCCUAUAACUAUACUAUAUACAACAAUCAUAAUAAAUCGUAAAUCUAACUCAAUUUAUACUGAAAUUAAAUGAUUGCAUUUUCCUUUGUCCCUACCUAAACUGUAGCUUAAUAAUGCUUUAAGUGAAAAGUAUCUUAUGAAUUACCUAAAUAGAAUGUUUUAUACUUUAAAAUAAAAUUUAUACUAAAGAGACACUUAGCGUUAAAUAUUUAUAUGCGAUUGUCAAUUACUAUCCUUGGAAGUGUCCUGGAAUGUAUUGGGAUCACGAUGGAAAUGGUAAACGUACUUUAUAAGUAAAUAUCAGAUAUUUUGCAUAGAAGUAUGAAACGGCAUUAGUGUGUAGACGUUUAUGUUAAUUUGAAAAUUCACGUUAUAUAAAAUAGAUCAAUGUUUAGUGUAUAAAGAUGUUAUUGAAUACAAAUAUUGAGCACAAUGUAGACAUGUGUCGUACCUUUCUUUAUUGUCACAUUUAAUAUAGCGGUACGCGUCCAGUUUUCAAUAUCAGCUGUUUAUACCAACAACAUGAUAAGUAAUAUCACUAAAUAUCACUAAAUUAUAGCUAAGAGUACAAGCAAUUAUUUGACUUAAUUUAAUUUACAUAUAAUUAUUCAAUUAAUAUAUCUACUGCCAUUUUUGCAGUAAAUAACAAUAUUGAUUUUUUAAUUACAAGAAUAAAUAAUAUUUACACAUUUGUUUCAUAGUCAAAACAUGCCCCGAAUAGUCACUAAAAAAAUACCUACACUAUAGAACGAGGCGUAUUUCAAUGGAAGUAUUAAUAAAUACUUAUAAUGAAGUGGAGAUACGUAUAAAGUGAGAAAACGGAACGCAUCGUAUUUAUUACCAAGUUCAUGGAAUUCAGAAAAACGGAUGUGUACCCAUUAAACAGUUGUUGCUUUAUCGACAAAGGCUAUUGUCAAAGAAAACACAAGUACACCAUUCGCUUUUUCGUCGAAUUAAGCACAAUUUGAGAAGUUGUAUGGGAUAGCUUUAAUUAGAUAAAUAUAAGAUGUAAAGUGAUCUAAUUAAGGAAUGUAAACUUUAAGGUAGCAAGUCAGUGUUAUUUUUGUCCGCUGCAUUACUAUGUAAAAAAUGAUGUUAUUUUUUAAAUCCAAAUCUAUCGCCUCUUACACUACGGUAGUGUAACGGUAUAUCUCCGAUUAGUUAGUACAAUUUUAAAGCUGAAUAUUUUUAAAAUAAUAAGAUCAAAACUAUAUAAUAAUCACAUUAUGUGACAUAUAUCAGUAUGCAAAUUAAUAUAAAAGUAGUUGUUUAACCCCUGGUCGAGUUUAGGUCUUUUUUACUUUAUCAAUGUAUUCCUAAAAAAUUAUAUAUUUAACGCCUAUACACAAUACCUAAUCUUCUUUACUUGACAAAUUUUCUAUUACAUUUCAGUUGAGGCCUAAAUUGCUUUCAUGAUGAAUCAAACUUAAUUUUAUACAAUAUAAAAAAAAAAAGUAUUAAAUUCCAAUGCUUAAAACUAAAAAUAAAAUUAUUUAGAUGUUACGUACUAAAAUAACUGUCUAUAAGUUACUCAAUAGAUGUAGCUUAGAAUAAAUUUAAUAUUGAUAGAUUGAAUGUGAUUGCCAUUAGUAAUUUAUGUAACAUAUAACAUUUCUCAUAGUUCGGUAUUGUAAUCAAGAAAUACAGUAUUAUUAAGAGAUUUUCCAAAUGCACGGUACUGAAUAAGUCAAAAUACACUUACCACAAUUUAGCAGUCAACCAUUGAUAGAAUUCAAAACUACUUAUAUUUUAUGUCUCUUUUAUGUGUAGUAAAUUAGAAGAUAUGGUAUUAUUUGUUAGUUAAAGUAAAUGUUCAAUGUUAAUUAUGUAAUGAAGCUUACAUUCAUUACGCAAACAAUUGUAGUAGGUACUGCUUUACAAAUUAGGUGCUAAUUUUAAUAUAUGUAUGUAUACAUAAUGAGUGUACACUAUUGAUUUUGUACUACUAAAUACAACUGAAAUGCGAAUGACGUUGACAAUAUCUGCAUAACAAUGUUUUAAAUUGUUGCGUAUUGUUUGCACUUGGCCCAUACGAUUAUUUCAUCGAUGUUUAUUAAGUUAUAAGACAAUGUGUAAGUACGAAUUAUUACAGUUGUACAUGUUUUGUGAUAAAUAUAAUAGGAACAACAAGGAGUCUGGUUGGUAUACUGUAAUGGAGUGUAGUUCGGCCAGUGUGAAUAUAACGUAACUGUGUGCUGUUGUAAAGCUUUCAUUGUAGGCGAUUCUUCAUUUCUUAGUUCAAUUCUCGCAUGACCUUUAUCUAUAAAAAAAUAUACUCAUAAUUUCCAAAUAACUAGAAAAUUGUAUAAUUAAUCAUAUAACUCAUAGAAUUUGAAUGUAUUAUGUCAGUUAAUUAGAUGUUUAUUAGAGUUCUGACAUUGUGUAAAUUCGUUUGUACAGUUGCACGAAGAUUUAUUUCACUGUAGUGAGAACAAUUAAUAUUUUUAUCUGAAUACGUUAGACAAUAGUUAUAAUGUUUUGCUUUACAUAUUUAAUUAUUAUCUUUAUUCAGGAAAUUACUCAAUAAAAUUUAAUUAAAA